AAAAGUUACUAGAGCACCAUAUUUUCCAAUUUGUAGGGUCAUUGAUCGUUUAGACCUUUUCAAACUUCCGACCAUUCAUAUUAAGUGUAGCCUUUAAUAUGGCCUAAUCAAACCAAAUUUUCUACACAAAAUCCAAGUUCGGGAACCAUUCAACGCAUUCUUUGAGUCAAUUUUUUGCUGACUACUUUCAUUAUCAGAGAUCAACGUUAAACAACAAAUCUAAAUAGAAAUUUCAAACUAGAGUCCACAUCUUUAAUUAAAUUAAUACCCAUUUUUAAAUUUUUUAUUAGGAUAAGUCCUUUUGCCUUGUCCACACAACCCAAAGACUAUUUGAGCAUGGAAAAAGUGGUUUGAAAAGUCACAAAAGUGCUUUUUUGAGUUGCAACAAAAGGAUGACCCAAGAAAUAAGCUUCAAAAAGGACAUGAUUUGUACACUUCGGGGUAAUUGUUUUAUUCAACUCUUGACAUGGUUUUGAUGAAGUUCCCAUGGUCCAAAAAUCAUCUCUUUUUUUUUUUUUUUAGCUCUUUUUAAUCAAGUUCACAUGGAUUUUGAGUAAAUUUGGUGCUAGUGUUUUUAUCUGCUUGACCAAUACGUAAUAUAAGCAUUUAGGAGUAAACAUAUUUUUGCAUUAUCUUCAUUCUCCAAUGGGAAACAGAACAAAGCUUCUGCUCUCUCUUCAUGUUCUGAUGCUUUACUUUCUUUCUUUUGAGACCUGUCUCUCCUUUGAAAAUAAUACCAUUUCUCCAGGCCAAUCACUCUCUGGUAACCAGACUAUCAGCUCAGGAAAUGAAAGGUUUGAACUUGGUUUCUUUAAGCCAGGUAACUCUACACACUACUAUGUAGGCAUCUGGUACAAGAAACUCCCAGUUCGAACUGUGGUAUGGGUGGCUAAUAGAGAUAAGCCAGUCCUUGAUCCUUCCACUUCAAAACUUCAACUCUCAGAAAAGGGUGACCUUGUCCUCUACGACCAAUCUGGAAUCCCACUUUGGUCAGCUGAGUCAUCAUUGAACUCCAUGAAUUCCACUGUUGCAGUUCUUGAGAAUGAUGGAAAUCUUGUUUUAAGAAACAGUUCAAACCCUUUAGCCAUAGUAUGGGAAAGCUUUGAUCAUCCUACUGAUACUUGGUUGUCUGGUGCCAAGCUUGGAAUGAAUAAGAUUACCAAGAAAGGCCAAAUCUAUAUUUCAUGGAGAAAUUCAAAUGAUCCUGCCUCUGGACCAUAUUCCCUGGGGCUGGACCCUAAUGGAACAACCAUGUAUUUCAUACUUCAGAAUGGGAACAGGCGCUGGACUUGUGGGAUGUGGCUAGAAAGAGUUUCCUCUUUUAGUACUGACAUAGUUGCUAUCAACUAUGCAACUGUGCAGUAUGUGUCAACUAAGAAAGAAAACUUCUACAGUUACAAUGUCACCAACUCCUCAGUUCUUGUAAGAUUUGUGAUGGAUAUAUCCGGAAAGCUGCAGCAACUCAUAUGGCAAGAUGAUUCUCAGAAAUGGCGAGAGAUUUGGGCAAAACCAAAGGAUCAAUGUGAAAUCUAUGCUUUCUGUGGAGCAUAUGGAGCCUGUAAUCAGUACAGUUUGCCUACAUGCGAAUGCUUGCAUGGAUUUGAACCUAAAAUUUCUGGAGAAUGGAAUAAAGGUAAUCACACACAUGGUUGUCUUAGGAGAACUCCAUUGCAGUGCAACAAUGGUGUGAAAGAUGGCUUCAAAGUGAUUCCUAACAUUCGGAUACCAGCAAAUUCCAUGAUGUUGACGAAUAAGAAGAGUUUGGAAGAGUGUGAAUCAGCCUGCUUAAGAGACUGCUCCUGCACAGCAUACACCUAUGAUGGUAACUGCUCCAUAUGGCAAGAAGAUUUGUUGAACAUCCAAUACCUCUCAUAUGGUGACAAUCUAGGAAGAGAUCUACAUUUCCGGCUUCCAAUGACAGAGCUGGGAGCUUUGAGAGGUGAGGCGAGGGGAAGAAUUGAGUGGUUCACUAUUAGUUUAGCUGCAGCAAUUGUAAUUUUGAUUUUUAUCUUGGGACUCCUUGUUUCAACAUGCUGGAUGAAAAUUUUCUCUGAUACUAAGCCUACUGAUGAUGGUUUGAUUCUCUUUAAGUUCGGUGAUUUAAAGAGUGCAACAAAGAAUUUUUCAGAAAAAUUAGGUGAAGGAGGCUUUGGUUCUGUUUUUAAAGGAACACUUCCAAAUUCAGCUGUCGUAGCUGUAAAGAGACUCAAAUGCCAAGGCCAAGAAGACAAGCAGUUCCGCAAUGAAGUGAGUACCAUCGGGACAAUCCAUCAUGUUAAUCUCGUUCGCCUUCUGGGGUUUUGCGUGAAGGGCAUGAAGAGGUUUCUUGUAUAUGAUUACAUGCCAAAUGGUUCCUUGGACAGUCAUCUGUUUUAUAAGGAUUCAAAGAUCCUAGACUGGAAAACAAGAUAUCAUAUUGUACUGGGAGUAGCUCGAGGAUUAGCCUAUCUCCAUGAGAAGUGCAUAAAACGCAUCAUACACUGUGAUAUCAAGCCUGAGAACAUUCUGCUUGAUUCUGACUAUAAUCCUGUGCUUUCAGACUUUGGCCUAGCAAAGCUGUUAGGCAGGGAUUUCAGUCGUGUGUUGACUACUAUGAAAGGAACCAGAGGGUACCUUGCACCUGAAAUGAUUUCAGGUGAUCCAAUAACUCCAAAAUCUGAUGUUUUCAGCUAUGGAAUGUUGCUUUUGGAGAUAAUAUCAGGAAGGAGAAACUGGGAGACAGGAGAUGAUGGGACAAAUAAUUACUUCCCAGCUCGCGCUGCAAUCUGCGUAAGCAAUCGAGGAGAUGAACUAAGUUUGUUGGAUUCCAAGUUACAGGGGAAUGCAAAUGCAAACGAAGUCAUCAGAGCUUGUAGACUUGCAUGUUGGUGCAUUCAAGAUGCAGAGCAAAGUAGGCCAUCCAUGGGGCAUGUUGUUCAGAUCCUGGAGGGAGUGCGAGAGAUCAAUAUACCACCAAUUCCAUGGUUUAUCCAGACAAUAGUCUUUGACAAAUGAGAACAAAUGUACUAGUAGUUCAAACUGCUUAGCAGGCUAGGUGAACCAGUUUCGCCAUUAAUAUGUAGUAGCUCAAUAUUGUCAAGUUCCAAUUACCAAAUACCAUCAGAGUAGCUUUAGGCUUUAGCUUUACAUCAAGAUGCAUGUUUCUUUGUAUAUUGUAUCAUCCUUAACGAGUAAUUGCUAGGAAU
Messenger RNA from Durio zibethinus, 3185 nucleotides. The record is from RefSeq and is a predicted model, not a curated record. NCBI's taxonomy places the organism in Eukaryota, Viridiplantae, Streptophyta, Magnoliopsida, Malvales, Malvaceae.